Giardia duodenalis is the source of this 1179-nucleotide messenger RNA. Its product is annotated as Thymidine kinase. Lineage: Eukaryota; Fornicata; Diplomonadida; Hexamitidae. Gene Ontology annotation, molecular function: thymidine kinase activity; ATP binding. The record is from RefSeq and is a predicted model, not a curated record. Bases 1 to 1179 code for a protein of 392 amino acids. The transcript has a single exon. Gene Ontology annotation, biological process: thymidine metabolic process.
AUGAACUCCCUUACGCUCAUACUGGGACCCAUGUUCGCUGGCAAGUCCACAGAGCUCGUCGGCAUCCAUGCCCGGCUUGUAGCUGCCCAUAAGCGCGUCUUAGUUGUUAAGCACACCUUUGACACUCGCUAUGAUGACAACUCCUUGACUACUCACGACAACACGAGGAUAGCUGCGAAGAGAGCGGUACUUCUUGGCGAACUUGCAACAGAGUUUGGCGACUACGAUGCCCUUAUAGUAGAUGAAGGCCAAUUUUUUGCUGAUAUCGUCUCAGGUGUUCAGGAUGCACUCUCGAAGGGGCUUUAUGUGUACGUUUCGGCCCUUUCGGGGAACUUUAAGCGCGAGCCCUUUGAGCUGAUACCGCGGUUAUUCCCCCUAGCAUCUGCUAUUUAUCUCCGAUCGGCCAUAUGUGCAAUAUGCCAUGCCCCUGCGCCGUUCUCUGCACGAUUCUCUGCUCAGACAGAAGAGAUUGUUAUCGGUGGGGCCGAACUGUAUGCUCCUACCUGUCGCACCUGCUGGAAAAGUAUAGCACAUCAGCGGUCGAUCAAGAAGGCCAGGCAACUAACUGACAGCGAAAUCAAAAGCUUCGUAAGUGAUGCAGCAGCAAUUCUGGAGAGAUCAGCUCUUACAGGGAGCAAAUUGCUUCUUGUUCCAGCAGUUACAAGCCCUCUUGAUGCAGAGCUGCAAUGUGUCUACGCGUCCGCCUCAAGUGCAGGCCAGAAUAUCCUGGUGAUAGCCCGGGAGGAAUCUCAGGAACUGAACGAAGCGGCAAGUACCUUUGGAUUUACUCUUAGAUACGUCGAUUCACUCGUUCAGUCAGAGUCGGAGGACGAUUGCACUAUCAAUAACGAGGUUAAGCAUGCCAUGGACCCGCACUCUAUCGUCCUUGUCUACCACGCAGACUCCUACGAUCAUGCUGAUGUGGUUCUCGAUGACUGCGUCUUCCAGGGUAAAGUCGUCAUCGCAGCAACGUCUGCAAAGGCACCCUAUCAGGUUUUAGGCAGCUUCCUAAGCCACGCAGAUAUUGUAUCUUUUGGUUCGCUCACUAGAAACACAGGUGAAGGCCACGAAAAGCUAGGAGCGUCCGGGGUUUCCACUGAAGUGCCACGGUUCUUUAGAACAUGCCUUGCAGGACUUCCACUCGAAAAGCUGGUGCUAGGGAUCAACGAAGACCUGUGA